AUGACGUGGAUAUAGAACUUAAUAUUACCGAUAUUAUGACUGAAGUUCAUCGUAAUUUACCUGAUGAUUGGGAACUACUGUACCUUGGCGAUUGUGCUGAGCGGGAUAGCAAAUACAUCGAAACCAAUUUAACCGUUCAUGUCCUACAUAAAUUAGGAUUUGCACAAUGUUUACACGGCUAUGCAGUUACAGCUAAAGGAGCCAUGAAGUUAAUAGAAAAGCUUAACAUUGAUAAACCAGAAAACCAUGUUGAUAUUGAUAUACCUAAUCUUGUCGCUGCCGGAGAAAUCAUUGGCUAUUCUAUUACUCCACAAACUGUUGUGCAGUUUAAAGGUGUGAAUGACAAAUCCGACAUUUCCCCUGGUUAUGUAGGUGGAACCUAUCCUUUAAUGAACUCUACUUUACUUUUUCUUGGAUAUGAUCCAAAUAAACCAAAUGACCCAAUUUGA
This is a messenger RNA of Racocetra fulgida, 449 nucleotides long. The record is from the annotation of a GenBank genome assembly. NCBI's taxonomy places the organism in Eukaryota, Fungi, Glomeromycota, Glomeromycetes, Diversisporales, Gigasporaceae.